Molecule: messenger RNA, 9406 nt
Organism: Neoarius graeffei (lesser salmon catfish)
Lineage: Eukaryota; Metazoa; Chordata; Actinopteri; Siluriformes; Ariidae
Gene: zmynd8
Product: zinc finger, MYND-type containing 8
Exons: 20
Coding region: 455-3973 (1172 amino acids)
Biological process (GO): regulation of DNA-templated transcription
Molecular function (GO): protein binding
Source: RefSeq, a predicted model, not a curated record
AUACAUGCUGCAUAGUGAGUGAAGGCUUAAAGAAGAAGUGGAGUGUGAUUCGGAGUGUGUUUUCGAUGGCGGAUGGCAGCAGCAGCCCUCCCUGCAUUGCAGCAGUGGAUCAGAGCAGAGCGGAGAGAGCAGGGAGAGCCAGCGUGCCACACAGCACCGAGCGCCCAAUCACGCGCCUCCGUGUGGCUCUCAAACCAAUCGGCAGCCCACAGCUGAGGUUAAAGAUUGACAAUUGCACCGAGAGCGGCAGGGAGAGAGAGCAAGGCCCUUCUGGAAAAUUCUGCACCCAUCUUUGUCUCAUCCCUUACCAGCUAUUAUAAUUGAAGGGAAAAAAAAACAAUAUUAAAAAAAAAAAAAACAAGGCCCUGCCUGAAGAACCUGUUCAUUGUGCACGUAAAGAAAAAUAAGUUUAGCAGAAGAGGAGGUGAAGACAGAGUCAGAUGUGAUUGAAGGAAUGGAGAUUGCCACACGAUCCAAAGUGUCUGAUCCAGGGUCAGUGGAGCGCACUGCCCCAAAGCGCAAAGCACCAAGCCCACCACAUUCGUCCAAUGGACACUCUCCGUCAGAAGCUUCUCCUAGCCCAGUCAAAAAGAAGAAGAAACCAGGAGCCGUCAACAGCAGCAAAGAUCAGUCCGAACUAAGACAUGGUCCCUUUUACUAUGUGAAGCAGCCCGCACUCACCACAGACCCUGUUGAUGUUGUACCGCAGGACGGCAGGAACGACUUCUAUUGCUGGGUGUGCCACCGCGAGGGCCAGGUGCUCUGCUGUGAGCUCUGCCCACGCGUCUACCAUGCCAAGUGUCUCAAACUAGCUGCUGAGCCUGAAGGCGACUGGUUCUGUCCUGAGUGUGAGAAAAUAACUGUUGCAGAGUGCAUCGAGACCCAGAGCAAGGCGAUGACCAUGCUCACACUUGACCAGCUGUCUUACCUUCUCAAGUUUGCCCUCCAGAAGAUGAAACAGCCGGGUACAGAACCGUUUCAGAAGCCAGUGUGUCUUGAGCAGCAUCCUGAUUACGCAGAGUAUAUUUUCCAUCCCAUGGAUCUCUGUACAUUAGAAAAGAACAUCAAAAAGAAGAUGUACGGCUCUACCGAAGCGUUCCUGGCUGACGUGAAGUGGAUUUUGCACAACUGCAUCAUUUACAACGGAGGAAACCAUAAGCUCACCACAACAGCGAAAGUUAUCAUAAAAAUCUGCGAACAUGAAAUGAAUGAAAUUGAGGUCUGUCCAGAGUGCUAUCUUUCAGCCUGCCAGAAGAGAGACAACUGGUUUUGUGAGCCGUGUAGUAACCCUCAUCCCCUAGUGUGGGCCAAACUUAAGGGCUUUCCAUUCUGGCCUGCCAAAGCUCUACGAGACAAAGAUGGACAAGUAGACGCACGAUUCUUUGGACAGCAUGAUAGGGCCUGGGUCCCAAUCAAUAACUGCUACCUCAUGUCUAAAGAGAUUCCUUUCUCCGUAAAGAAGACCAAAAGCAUCUUCAACAGUGCCAUGCAGGAGAUGGAGGUCUACGUGGAGAACAUACGGAAAAAAUUCGGCAUCUUCAAUUACGCCCCGUUCCGCACACCGUACACGCCCGACAACCAGUUCCAAAUGCUCCUCGACCCAGCAAACCCUGGCGCUGGCUCAGUCAAACCUGAAAAACAGGAGAAGAUCAAGUUUAGCUUUGAUAUGACAGCAUCACACGUAGGCAAGGGCAUGGUGUCGGCCGGGAUGGGUGGCGGAGGGACUACGGGUAGGCGGAUCGCUAUGCCGGACAUCCCGCGAUCACCAAUGAGCACUAACUCUUCUGCCCAUACCGGAUCUGAUGGCGAGCAGGAGGGUGGAGAAAAGAGCCAGACCAGGGCACUUCUGCAACACCACAGCACAGGAGAAGAGUCUCUCGAUAGCACAGCGUCCCCUGCUGCUCCGCGAGCCGGUCCUGCAGGCAGUGCCAUGGACAGCCCUAAACCAUUUCACUCUACAAACACACCCAUUAAACAGGAGAAGACCCCCGCUACAGGCAGCAUCUUAAACCUUAACCUCGACCGUAGUAAGGCCGAGAUGGACCUAAAGGAGCUGAGCGAGACUGUACAGCAGCAGCAGGGCGCUCAGGCCUCACUCACGUCCCCUAAAAGACAAAUCAAGAGCCGCUUCCAGCUCAACCUUGACAAGACCAUUGAGAGCUGCAAAGCACAGCUGGGUAUAGACGAGAUAUCAGAGGAUGUGUACAAAGAUGAGGAGCACAGCGACUCGGACGACUCCGACAAGUCUGACUCCAGUGACAGCGAGUACGCCAGCGACAACGAUCAAAAACCAAAGAGCAUCAAGGACUCUGCUGCUGAUGACAAAACAGAGAAAGAACUCUCAAAAAAGAAGCCCAAACCGCCAUCCCCUGCUGGCGAAGACAAGGACAGCAGCACAGAAUCCUCUGGUACAUCGAGCUCACUGACCAAAGGCGAGAUUGUGCAGAAAGUAGGAAGUGGUGUCUCUCAAGCAAAAGAGAAGCCAGCGGUUGAGCUGGACAAAGAAGUGCCUAAAGCAGCACCGGCAUCUCCCAGUACAAGAGAUAAGAUCAAGGUAACAGAAGAAGCCAGGCAGCCUGUGUCUGUCGAUGUCGACAUGGACUCAGAUUCAGAGCGAGAGCUGGUGAUUGAUUUGGGAGAAGAACCUGGAGGAAGGGAGAGGAAAAGGCGUAGGAAAGACUCAGCCGCUGUCACCGCACUCAAAGAACCUGCAGCCUCCAAGACAGAGGCUAAGGGCCCUCCCACAGGAAGCCUUGCUCCAUCUCAAACCCCUUCAGCACCCUCUUCCACUCCAGGCCUCAAAGACCCAUCGCAGUCUCCCAUGGCAGUUCCUCUAAAUGUAGUCACCAUCCCCGCUGUCCCUAGCAGCACUGCGCUCGUCUCUUCUUCCCUGCCUAACUCUGCACCUCCUACAGCCCUGCCCUCCUCCACCCCCACCAGCACGGUGAAGAAACAGCGUCCCCUGCUGCCCCGUGAGAGCGUGCCGGUGGUGCAGCGGGCCGUUGUGUGGAACCCCGGUACCAAGUUUCAGACGUCCUCUCAGAAGUGGCACAUGCAGAAAGUGCAGCGGCAGCAGCAGAGCAACACGCAGCCACAGACUCAGGCACAGACGUUAUCACAAGCACAGCAGGCAUCGUCUUCACCGUCUUCUUCUAGCACUCGAUAUCAGACACGACAGGCUGUUAAGGCUGUGCAACAGAAAGAUUCCCCACACAGCACCUCAACCUCGGCUGUCACUCUAGUCACCAGCACCCCUGUGUCUGCAGCCAUAAUGGCAGGUGUCACAGUUAGCUCUUCCUCCUCCUCAUCAUCCUCCUCCUCCUCCAUGACUGGAGAUCUACAGAUCCCCACCACCUCUGCUGAUGUGGCAGCUGAUAUUGCAAAAUACACCAAUAAAAUCAUGGAUGCAAUCAAGGGGACAAUGACUGAAAUAUACAAUGACCUCUCCAAGAGCACCUCAGGAAACACGAUAGCUGAAAUUCGGCGGUUACGGAUCGAAAUCGAAAAGCUGCAGUGGCUCCAUCAACAGGAAUUAUCAGAGAUGAAGCACAAUUUAGAGCUGACCAUGGCGGAGAUGCGGCAGAGUCUGGAGCAGGAGCGAGAACGGCUGGUUGCAGAAGUGAAGAAGCAAAUGGAGAUGGAGAAACAGCAGGCUGUCGAUGAAACAAAGAAGAAGCAGUGGUGUGCCAAUUGCAAGAAAGAGGCCAUUUUCUAUUGCUGCUGGAACACAAGCUACUGUGACUACCCCUGCCAGCAAGCACACUGGCCAGAACAUAUGAAGUCCUGCACACAGUCUGCAACAUCAUCACAGCAAGAGCCAGACACUGAGUCAAACACAGACGGCAUUUCUAAGGUUUCUGGCCAUCCCAACAAUGGUCAGGACUCGCCUCGAGACACUGCAGGAGCUCCUCCUACAGACAAGGACAGUGAUGUGGACAAAUCAAAGGACAGUGUCACUGUCAGUAUGUCCUAGCUCAAGACAUACCAACUAAUGCAGAACUGCACUUACAACUGCACAUAUGUGCAAAAUAUGGUCAAGUUCCGUCACUACAACAAAAUACUUUUCAUGUUUUUGUCUUGCCAGGAUCUGCUUUUAACACUUUGGGAGGCUGAUUUACUUAUUUGUAUCAAUAACAGUUCCAUGUUCCAAUCUCAGUUCAAUAUAGCAUUAAAGACACAACCAGACCUCUUUAAUGACUUAUUUGGCUACUUGGCUCUUUUUUUUUCUUGUUUUUUUUACAUGAUUCUUACUUGAAGUCCAUAACAUUUUUCUGAUAGUCUUUGUGGGGCUGUCAACCACACACCUGCUGAGGGACACAGGAAUUACUGUAUGGGAAGCAGUGUGAACGAGGCAAUCAAAGAACUGGCUGAGGAGGCAGAGAAGGGCAACUUCUGGCUGUGGCUGAGGAGAAAGGACAAGUGUUGGGGGGAAAAACACUCAACCCAGACGCCAGCUGCAGAGGGUGGCAGGGAGACAUCCCUGUCACUGCUCCGCUACCAUGAGAAGUUCCUGCCCCUGAGGAGAUAGAGGAGAUGUGGGAGGAAAAAGAGGACAACUGGAUAUGGAGAACAUCAAGCCUGAAAUGACGAAACCGUUGGAACAGAAAUAUUCAUAUAAAGAGGAGCCCAUUGAUCCAGAGGAGAAGAAUAGAUAUGAUUUGGGAAUUCCUGCUGUGCUUACAGUUUGUCAGUGCGCGCAAACACAAACCUGAGGGCCUUCCGCACAUCCCUGGCAUCAUUCUAAACAAGAUAGACAUGACCUGCAUUAGUGAUGGAAUUCUCUGUAGUAGCAUAGUAUUGCACUUAGUGUGAAGUGCCAGGACAAUAUAUAUACUUGAUUAUAAAUCCAUGGACACUGGAGGAGGAACCAAAAGCCUGGUGGAAAACCACAGAGCUGAUGGACCCAACAUUGCUGAAUGCAGGGAGGUAAGAGAGGUAGAAGGCUUACUGGUGGACAAAGAAUCCCCUUGUGAGAACCAAAGAGUUCCCACCAGUCCCCACAAAAUGGAGUCAAGCCAAAAUGCAGAGAGCAAGCAACCAGCCAGGAGGGGAAAGAUCAAAUGGCCAAAGGUGAACAAAGCAGAAGCAUGGCACAAACUGGAUGUGGACUUGAUCAAGGUACUGAAGGGGUCAUUGCGAGGGGGAGGAGAGUCCAAACGUAAACUGUUGGGCACAUCAUAUACCAAGAGUGCAAAGACAGGUUUGGCUAAGUUACCACCUUGCAGAGGACUACUCCUGUACAGAAAGGAAGAAGAGAGAAGGAGCUCAAUCAGUUAGUGAAAAGGUGAUGACAAAGAAAUGGAGGAAGGCAACUCUGGCAGAGAAAGAGGGCCUGAAAGCACUGUGGGAAGAGGUCAGACAAAAGCCAGCUAGCCUUUGCAGAGCUGAGCGUGUCCAUAAACGCAGAAAGCAGAAAGAAAAAGAAACAACCAACUUCUUCAAAGUCCCUUUCAAGUGUGCCAGACAACUUCUGUAGGAGAAAAAGAGUGGAAAGUUGGAAGUCACCAGGUAACAACUGGGACAGCACAUCAGGAAGCAGUACAGUGAGUCAUCAAAGAAUGUUCCCUUAGUAUCACCAGGGUACGUGCCUCGGCCUAGCCUGCCCACAUUUGAGUUCAACAUCAUGCUCCCUAAGCUCAGUGAAGUCAGGCACAUCAUGGCGGAGGCAAGGCCUCAUCAGCACCAGGCCCAAACUGAAUACCCUACAAGCUCUAUAAGAACUGCCCCAAGGUGCUUGAGCUGCAGUGGUACCUCAGGAGGACUGCCUGGAAAAAGCAGUCAAUUCCAUCUGAGUGGCAGAAAAAAAGUAGCAGUCUUCAUCCCCAAGGAAGCAAACUCCAAAGACAUCAGCCAGUGCAGGAGCACUGCAUUGCUAAAUGUUGGAGGAAAAAUCUUCUUCUCUGUAUUGGCCAGAAGCAUCACCAGCUACCUAAAGAGAAUGGUUACAUUGACACCAACUGGCAGAAGGUGGGAGUCCCAGGCUUCCCAAGGUGGUGUGAAGCACUCAAUGAUGAUUUGGGAACAGAUCCAGAAGGCCAAGCGUGAGAAAGGGGGACCUACAUGUCAUCUGGCUGGACCCUCGCCAACGCUUAUGGGUCAGUUCCACACCAGCUGAUCAGCUGUUGCCAUGGAGUUCUUCCCUAUGCCCUCCUGUGUCAAGACCUUGGUGGAAAACUACUUCAUGGACCUGCAGAUAUGCAUUGCCCUUCCAGACUUCACCACUGGGUGGCAGCAGCUAGAAUUAGGAAUUGCCAUUGGGUGUGCCAUCUCUCUCAUCCUACUUGUAGCAGCCAUUGAAGUAAUCCUUAACAGAGCAAGACAAAUGGUGUGCGGGAUCAAAUUACCAUCCAGACAGAGGUUACUCCUACUGUAGAGCUACAUGGAUAACGCUAUCAGCCUCCUUCAGACAGCAGCAUGUACAUCCCAACUGCUGAAAAGGAUAGAUGAGCUGAUGUCCCCGGGCAAGAAUGAAAAUUAAGCCCUCCAAGUCAUGCAAUCUGUCGAUCAAGAAAAGGAGUUAAGAACGACAACACUACUUUUGUCAUCGGGGGCAAGAAAAUCCCACUUCUGGCAGCACAACCCAUUAAAAGCCUGGGGAGAUAGUAUAACGGCCGACCACUCUGACAAGCAGAUGGGGAGAACUGUGUUUGAAGCAGCUCUCAGAAGGCCUGGCAAAAAUAGACCGAAGCUAGCUCCCGGGGAAGUACAAAGCGUGGUGCUACCAAUUCAUACUGUACAAGGAGAGUAAUGUGGCCACUGAAAAUGAGCAAAAUUCCCCUUGUCCACAACAAGUAAGAUGGAUGGGAAAGCCAGCCCAUUAAUUUGAAAGUGCUGAGGUUGCCACAGUGCCUGUCUGAAAUGGGCCUCUUUGGGAUGAAUAUCUUGCAGCUUCCCCUGCAAUUUAUCAGUUUGGGCUACAAUCAGGAGAAGACCAGGCUGGUGCUUGAACUAAGAGAGUCCACCGAUUAGUCAGUGAGGGAUUCAAAUGCCAAGGUCCCUACUGGCUGGAAGUAAAAUGCCCAAACUGAAGUGGACCGAGCACUUGGAAGGCUGCAGCAUCAAGAACUUGUCAGAAGGAUCCAGGCAGGAAGGGCAGGGCUAGAGUGGGGAGAAGCACCACGGUUUUGGUCGAAGGCAAACCGAAAAGAGAGGAAGGAGGUGGAGAUGUCGGAGAUAUCAAGGAUGGAGGAAGAGUGCUAUAAGAUCAAGGCUGUGUCGCAGGGCUGUGAAGGGAGCUGGACAACAUGGGAUGGUGUUGUUGACAGGAAAAUCAGUUGGUCAGACCUGUGGAAGAUUCCACAGGCAAGACUUGGCUCCUUCUUCAGGUCCACAUACGGCACACUUCCCUGUCCUCUGAACCUUCACCACUGGUUUGGCAAUGUGAAAUCUGCAGUGUGUCCAGCACAAGCCUCCAGCACAUCCUGUCAAGCUGCAAGACUGUGCUUUCACAGAUGGCACCAUGACCAGGUCCUGAGAAAGAUGGCAGAGGAUGCUGGAGGGGUGUCGACAGGAAAAAUAUUCACAACCAGUGUAACACCACAUACACCAGGCCAUGAAAACAUCAAGGCUCUUUUCCUCUGACCAGGAGUGGAACAUGAGAGUAGAACUUGGCAGGGAGCUCCAGUUCCCCAGAGAGAUCAUCACUACAUCUCUACUUCCUGAUAUAGUGGCAUGGUCCACCAAGGCAAAAUCUGUGAUCCUCAUCGAGCUCACAGUACCAUCGGAGGUACAUCGGAGGUAUUGAGGUCUCUUACAAAAGGAGACCAGGUACUCAGAACUGGCUACCGAGUGCAGGGAGGCUGGGUGGAAAAUCACAAUUUACCCAGUGGAAGUGGGAUGCUGAGUUUUCGUAGGGCUGUAAACCGCACACCUGCUGAGGUACACAGGAAUUACGGGAGGCAGGUUGAGCAAGGCAAUCAGAGAAGGGCAGCUUCUGGCUGUGGCUGAGGAGAAAAGACAAGUAUUGUGGAAAAAACAAAAAGUGUGACAGGCAGCAAUGCCCAGCAGGUUAUAACAUCUGCCUGUACGUUUAUUGAUUGUUAUUAAUUUAGCUCUAUAAUACCAACAUUAUUACAGUGAAGACUCCACAUAUGGGCCGCUGCUGUGUUUUUUAAGCAGUAAUCCUUUGGUGCUCGGUCCAUGUUUGUGGAAAUUUUGUACAAUUAUUCGAAUCCUGUUUGGCAUUCAGGGCUUCACUCAGAACGAGAAGCUGUUUUCUCUAAAAUCAUCAUAUACAGAAGACUGAAAACCACACUUUUCGUCAUGUCAUUUAAAUGGCAAGCCUUUCACCAGCUAGAGUGGAGUCAUGAAUAGGUAAACACAUUAAUAAUCUGAAAGAGUAAAUAUAUUUGGGUGUCGUAACUGAAACACCCUGUAGAUAUCCCUGAUAUCUUAAAGAUAUAAAAAUGAUGAAGUGAUAUUGUUCACUGUGUAAAGGCUCGUUCUGAAGUGGCAGUAAUGUUGUGUUACAUUUUUUUAUCGCAGGUUGUCUAUUUCUUAAUAUAUAUAAUAAGCUUUAUAUGGGGGUUGGGUAUAAAAAUGUGAGAUUUUGUUUUAUUUUUAAUAGUUCACAAAUUGUAAAGAUGAAUAUUUGUUUAUAUUCAUAUUUAAUUCAUCCAACUUUCUGUUUGAUAAUAUGAAAUUCAGAAGAUUACAUUAUUGAUUUUCUCUAUGCAUCCAUUACUAAAAAAUUUGCAAUUUUGAGGGAUAAAAAAAAGUUUGACUAGAUUAUCUAUGAGUAUUAGUGUUUCCCAGUGCUUUUAUUAUUGUUUUUUUUACUCAAAGUGUAUUAAAUAUGGCACGGUAUGAUACAAUAUCAGUGUAUCACAAGAUACCAGGCUGUUUACUCUUAAAGAAUCACACGAUUGAUUUUUUCUAUUAUUUAAAAACCUUUGCCUUCACUCGCACACUGAAAUGCACCGAUUUUGUCUUUUUAACCUUAAUUACAUCUGACCAAGCUAUUUUGUUCUUUUUUUGCAUUAAAAUAGAAUAAUUAAUAGUAUUUCCAUCUCAUUCAUUAUUGUUAAUACAGACUACAGACAUUUCAUUUAUGCUUUUGUAGCUGAUCUUUAUCUACUGCUGAAUCAUUUUUGACUGAACGUUAUGUAAUAAUUUAAUAUUAAUCUGAAUUUAUUAUUUUAUUUUCUAUCAGGACAGUUGUGUUUAUGCUUAUGUUUAUAAUACCCCUCUCUGAUCAACAAAAAUAUAGCGUUCCAGUAAAGUUACCAAAGCGGAGUCUUGAAGGUCAUAAUUUACAUUGUGAUGCAUUAUUACAGGUCAUUACAGUACAAUAACACUGUUUAAACAGCCUCCCUAAUAUUUAUAUUGACUGUUGACUGUUCAGUACAUUCUUAGCUCUUAAAAAACUGCUGUGUAUAUUACAAUAAAAAAAAAUCAAAUGUUUACA